GGUCAUUUCUAUCAUGACGCGCAAGGUAAGCACCCGUGCGACCAGCCUCUUGGACGCCGCCACCGAGGCGUUCGACUCGGACGGACGCCGGGACGUCCCCGAUGACGCGUCGAUCUUGUCGCGGGCCGUGGACUCGAAACUCCACAUUGGCUGGACGCAGACACGGACCGAGUUGUACGUGUACAUCCCUGUCCGACCGCGCAUCGUGCAAAAGGGCGUCAACAUCCUUUCGACCGAAGCUGCCGACAAGAGUCACUGGCUCACGAUCGUAGUCGACACGAUCCCACGCGCCCACGUCCGCCUCACCCACCGCGUGCUCUUGCGGUCCCUCGACUGGGAGAUUGGUCCGCAGAAAGAGGCAAGUCCUUUCUACACACCCGCGAUUGCAAUCGACCCCGCGUUUCCGCAAGAGGUCGUCGUCACGCUGGUGAAGGAGGCGGCCAAGACAUGGUCCGCUCUGUACUACCCGCCGCAGUAGUCAUGACGUCUCAAACAACGCACACGAUCAACCAGUUUCUCACAGAAGCAGCAUGUUUAACGGCAAAAAUGACAGACAUUAGACGGC
Messenger RNA from Saprolegnia parasitica CBS 223.65, 565 nucleotides. RefSeq lists its product as hypothetical. The coding region runs from base 14 to 478 and encodes 154 amino acids. The transcript is spliced from 2 exons. The record is from RefSeq and is a predicted model, not a curated record. Lineage: Eukaryota; Oomycota; Saprolegniomycetes; Saprolegniales; Saprolegniaceae.